GGCAUGAUAAAGGAGAACAAGGACUUUGCCAACUUCCUCCGGAAUCCUCUUCUCAAGGCAACGGAAAGAAAAGCCGUCAUGACGGAGAUCUUGAAGAAGAUGGGCGUGUCCAAUCUGACGGAGAACACGUUCCACAUGUCCAUGAAGACGAAGAUCAACGCAUACACGGGCCUCAUUAAGAUGCCCGUCUAACGAGCUCGCUCGUUAGGUCGAGUCUCAAGAGAGUCGCCGCCGUCGCCGCCGUCCGUCGGUAGAGUUCCGAGAGAUUUCCGUUUUCGUGUCGUGUAGAUUUUCCCCGAUUACCCGUCGGUUUCGCAUUCAAAUCUUUAAUUUGCAAAAUUAUUGCCCCGCACAAAUAUUUCCGGUGUUUUUUCGGAAGCGCGGCGUCGCGCGAAUUCCCCGAGACAUCGUUAGCGUUAACGAGACAUCGUUAGCGUUAACGAGACGUCGUUAUCGCAGACGUAAAUGCAAUGUUGCCGUUAGAUAAGCUGUCGAUUUUCUCGCGGUCCUCUCCCCCUCUCCUCCUCUCCCUCGUGCGCUAACCGUCUAUCUCUCUCCCUCUCGUCUCUCAGGUGAGACCAGAGUUUGUCUCGUACCUGAGACGGAGUCGCGCCCUCGACAGCCUACUCACCACACACUUCAAGCUGAUGCCUCCCCCCCCUCUCCUUUACGGUCGUACCUUAGGUGUGGUUGGGCUAGGCGGGGCGGGGGCCACCCCUCCGUCGGACGGUGGGUGCGAGUGCUGUAGUUGUUAAAUAAUUAAUAAAUAAAAUAAAUGAAAAAUCCGUUACGCUACGAACGA
Priapulus caudatus is the source of this 802-nucleotide messenger RNA. Its product is annotated as ATP synthase subunit O, mitochondrial-like. Gene Ontology annotation, molecular function: proton-transporting ATP synthase activity, rotational mechanism. Lineage: Eukaryota; Metazoa; Priapulida; Priapulimorpha; Priapulimorphida; Priapulidae. The record is from RefSeq and is a predicted model, not a curated record. Gene Ontology annotation, biological process: proton motive force-driven mitochondrial ATP synthesis.